This is a messenger RNA of Funneliformis geosporum, 175 nucleotides long. NCBI's taxonomy places the organism in Eukaryota, Fungi, Glomeromycota, Glomeromycetes, Glomerales, Glomeraceae. The record is from the annotation of a GenBank genome assembly.
CAUUUAUGCUAACACCGAGGAUUUCUUAAUGGUUUCAACUUUAACAAACGGUAAGUCAUUAGAAGAUUCCAUGGAAUCAACAACUCCCGUAUCAACAACAACUGUCCAGCAAAGUAAUACGGAAGAUAUUUUAACCAAGACUACUUAUGUUGUAACUGAAAUCGAAACAGUGUAA